AUUUAUAAACACUCGAUUCACUGUGAUUUAUGUGGUGGAGGAAUGUAGACCACCUUUAAAACGGCGGUGGGAGUUCUGCAGCUCCUCAAAUCCAACUUCCACUUCUCAGGAGAAGAGACGGCAGAGAGCUUUCUUCCUUUUGCACAACCGCUUUGGACGAAUAGAGGAGACAAUGUUACCAGAGAUCCUCACCACGAUGGAGGUUCACAGUCUGUGUGGCGUCACCCCCGUUGCGCUUCUUCUGCUGCUGCUGUUUCUGCUCAUCACCAGCUGGAGCCAAACACAGAGUUCCCCAAUACCAGGUCCCUGUUUCUAUGCAGGACUUGGUCCGAUCCUUUCCUACUGCAGAUUCCUUUGGACCGGGAUUGGAACAGCCUGCAACUACUACAAUAACAAAUAUGGCAGCACCGUCCGGGUCUGGAUCAAUGGGGAGGAAACCAUCAUUUUCAGCAGGUCCUCUGCGGUGUACCACAUUUUGAAGAGCCCUCACUACAUAUCCAGAUUUGGGAGCAAAAAAGGCCUUGAGUGCAUUGGGAUGGAGGGGAGGGGUAUCAUUUUCAACAGCAAUAUCCUACUCUGGAAACAAGCUAGGACAUACUUCUCUAAAGCUCUGUCAGGCCCCAGCCUUCAGCGGACCGUGGGAAUCUGUGUGAGCUCCACAGCCAAACACCUGGACCACCUCCAGGACAUGACCGACCCCUCUGGACAUGUGGACGCCCUCAACCUCCUGAGAGCCAUCGUAGUGGACAUCUCCAAUAAAUUGUUCCUCAGGGUUCCUCUCAAUGAGAAGGAGCUGCUUGUGAAAAUCCAUAACUACUUUGAAACCUGGCAAACGGUUCUAAUCCAGCCUGACAUCUUUUUCAAGAUUGGAUGGCUUUACGACAAACAUAAAAAAGCAGCCCAAGAGCUGCAGAAUGCAAUGGAGAGUCUGCUCGAAAUCAAAAGACAGAUCAUUCAAGAUACGGAGAAGCUGGAUGAUGACCUCGACUUUGCAACAGAGCUCAUCUUUGCACAGAACCAUGGCGAGCUCUCUGCUGAUAACGUCAGGCAGUGUGUGCUGGAGAUGGUGAUCGCAGCUCCUGACACUCUCUCCAUCAGCCUCUUCUUCAUGCUGAUGCUGCUGAAACAAAACCCAAAGGUGGAGAUGCAGCUUGUGGAGGAGAUGAGCACCGUUUUGGAUGAAACAGCUACGGAAAACAUCGAUUACGAAAGACUGAAAGUGAUGGAGAAGUUUAUUAAUGAAUCCAUGAGGUUUCACCCUGUGGUCGACUUCACCAUGCGGAAAGCUCUGGAGGACGACGACAUCGAAGGCACCAAGAUCAGGAAAGGAACCAACAUCAUCCUGAACACUGGACUCAUGCACAAGACCGAGUUCUUCCCCAAACCCAGAGAGUUCAGCCUGACCAACUUUGACAACCCGGUGCCCAGUCGCUUCUUCCAGCCCUUUGGCUGCGGGCCUCGCUCCUGCGUGGGCAAACACAUCGCCAUGGUGAUGAUGAAGGCCAUCUUGGUCACCCUGCUCUUCCGUUACACAGUAUGUCCACGCAAAGGCUGCACUGUCAGCAGCAUCAGGCAGACCAACAACCUGUCUCAGCAGCCUGUGGAGGACGAACACAGUCUGAGCAUGCGCUUCAUCCCCCGCAGUCAAAACCAAAGCACCGUCAGCUCUGAAUGACGAGGAAGUUCUCACCUUUCAGAGAACAAGACCCGACUAACGUAUCAGAGCACCGAGUUCAAAGGUAGAAGAUACAUUUACCCCCUGAUGGAUGUCUUCUCUCUUUGCUUUUUGAAUGACAGAUCCAACAAACAAAUGGUAAUAUCAAACCUGAGUCAAUAGAGAAGCAAUAUUUUAAUAAUGAUUUUAUUUGAGACCCACUUGUCAAAAAAGUAAUAUCCACCUAAAUCUAGUUACAAUAACAACAUUUGGCAACAACUGCAGCAAUGAAGUUUUUGCAUGAACUGACAAAGAAAAAUAAAAAAACAAUUUUUUUCAAUUGGACACAAGAGGCAUUUUUUCCCAGUGAUUCAACAGGCAAAGCUAAAUAAAAAAUUAGCAUCUUUCCUGGUGAAAAUCAACACGUUUAGAUCCAAUAAACAAUAACAAAGGUUUGGAAAACGAGUUUAGAUAAAAUCAGAAAACAAUCACGUGUGCAAGUGGGCGAGUUUCAUUGCAUAACUCUUAACUCGGCUUAAUUAAGACUUUUUUUAGCGAUAACAGCAUCUUUAUGUUUAAAAAGAAUUACCAGUCCAUUCCACAAACUUUCAAAAAUCUGCUUGUCCAAUUUAGAGGUACGAAUGAGGAGUUAUAGUUCACAAACUGAUGGCUAGAGACCCUGGAAAGCAAUGUUUCAUUCAGCGUAAAUGUAGGUGUUUGGUGUUGUGGACUUGUUGAUAACUUUUAUCCUUAGUUAACUUGGAGGUUAAUAAUAUGGGUGCGUUUUAAAUCAUGAUUUAAGGUGAAUUUGGAUGAAUCUUAUGCACCACAAGAAGCAAAAUGGCUCAAACUUUUGAACAUGUCAUGUUACAAAGACAGUCUUCAGAGUAUUUCACUGGGAGUAGUUUGAAUAAAAGGGAAGGAAAAUUAAAAAUGGUUUUCAAAAGUUUGACAAAUAAAAUUAUGAAAGGUGUGACUUUGAUUUAACCAGAAAAUAAAGAUGAAGUUACAGCUCAAAAUAUUUUUUGCAGCUUCUUACAGCUAAGGACCAGAGUUGCUGCACUGUUUUCCUCACAAAACUCGAUGAUAAUUAAAAACUUUUUUCUCUACCUAUUCUAUAAUGGUCUUUCCCUUAUAAAGUGUUAAUAAAUUGCACCAUUUGUGCUUGUCAAAGUUAAACUAUUAAUAGUUUUGGAAAGUGUUGCAUGAGAAACCAUUUGUAUUUACUUUGCAUUUAGUGUCUCUUAAAUAAAACCAACAAAAUCCGA
Molecule: messenger RNA, 2922 nt
Organism: Poeciliopsis prolifica (blackstripe livebearer)
Lineage: Eukaryota; Metazoa; Chordata; Actinopteri; Cyprinodontiformes; Poeciliidae
Gene: cyp19a1b
Product: aromatase
Exons: 10
Coding region: 173-1675 (500 amino acids)
Molecular function (GO): monooxygenase activity; oxidoreductase activity, acting on paired donors, with incorporation or reduction of molecular oxygen; iron ion binding
Source: RefSeq, a predicted model, not a curated record